GAAUGAAUUAUAUUUGGAAAUAGCAUACGUUAUGUGACAUUUUCAGGAUAAGGAUGAAGUGAGAGCGAAAGGAUAACCUUAUUCUAUAUAAUAUUUUGUCAUUUUUUAAAACUAGCUCAAAAUGUCGAUUAAUCAAUUGGUCAACUUACCUUCAACGUUCUUAGAGUUUCUUAGUUUUUCAUCGCAGUGGUACAAUUAGUGAACAGCCGAGUGAACGUACGAGACCACCGGCAAAAAUUUAUUCAGUAAGUAAACCUGGGAAGAAACUGAAUUUUUCAUUGGUUGUUGAUGGUUCAGAUGUCUCACCGUCGUCACAUCCAGUGAAACAAUUGAAAGAUCAAUAUAACGAUCGGUAUGUUGAACACUUACAACUACAAAACAAAUGCGGAAAACUAUUAGAUGAUUAUAAUUUAUUACGUGCAAAUACGCUACCCGCUCCUAAUAUUGAAGCUAUAGAAUGGAUAUGUGAAUUACGUAACUUUUUUGUUCGUGAAAAAGUAACUCCAGAGCAGUUGGCUGAAUUUGAACAGCUGCUCGGUUUAGACAGUGAUUUACUGCUACAUUCAUGUCAGAAAAGAAGUAUUACUAGUGCUGCUCGUGAAAUAUUUCGUCGAACUCAUCCCGAUAAAGAAAAGAGAAAAAAGAUACAGCCAACGGAUGUUUCAACGAUGUACAAAGAUGCACUUGCCGGUAAGCAGAGCGAUAGUAAUCGGGCAUUUUCUCGUUCGUCGGUGCGUACGGACAGAAAUGCUGGGAAUGAGCGACAAGAAAAACGAAAACAGAUGAAUAAUGAUGGCCAUGUUAGUGAUAAUGCCGAUCUACAAGGUGAUAGAAAAAAAUCGAAAAAACAUUAG
Molecule: messenger RNA, 854 nt
Organism: Didymodactylos carnosus
Lineage: Eukaryota; Metazoa; Rotifera; Eurotatoria; Philodinida; Philodinidae
Source: the annotation of a GenBank genome assembly